AAGCGUUUGCAGCCGAAGUGUGAAGCACAGGUAGGCUUGGAAACCGGGGAGGAGGCGGCGGGCGGUCCCUCCCUUGACAUUUAUCAAAGAAAGUUAUAGGUGGCUGUUUGACUGAGAGGCAUCAGGGAAGUGUUGAGAUUUCGCCUACGUCACUCGGGAAAUUCCCUGACGGUAACGGGUAAGCGGACGAUCCUAGCUGCCGGACCCAGGCGAGCGGCGCUCAGACACGGUACAGAAAUACCUCCAGACGAGACGGAGACUGCAGCCUGCACGAGAAGCAGCUCCGCAGACGCGACCCUCCCUCGGGCAGAAUCUCAGCGGGGGGAGGUCCCACCAUGGCUGGUGGUCAUGAGCCAUAUAUUGAAAUAUGUGAGCAACCUAGACAGAGAGGGAUGCGUUUUCGGUACAAAUGUGAAGGAAGAUCAGCAGGCAGCAUUCCAGGUGAACACAGUACUGAUAUCAACCGGACUUUCCCAUCUAUACAGAUCCUGAACCACUUUGGGAAAGUAAAAAUCAGAAUAACAUUGGUAACUAAGAAUGAACCCUACAGGCCGCAUCCUCACCAGUUGGUUGGAAAGGACUGUGAAAAUGGUUACUAUGAAGCUGAAUUUGGGCCAGAGCGCAGAGUUCUGAUUUUUCAGAACCUGGGCAUUCAAUGUGUGAAAAAGAGAGAACUCAAGGAAUCCAUCAUCUCACGAAUCACUAAGAAGAUCAAUCCAUUCAAUGUAUCUGAAGAACAGCUGUUGGCAGUCGAAGAAUAUGACCUCAAUGUGGUAAGACUCUGUUUCCAAGCAUUCAUCUCUGAUGAACAUGGCAACUGCACACGAUCCAUAUGCCCAGUCGUCUCCAACCCCAUUUAUGAUAACCGUGCUCCCAAUUCAGCUGAAUUGAGAAUCUGCCGUGUGAACAAGAACUGUGGAACAGUGAAAGGAGGAGAUGAAAUUUUCCUCUUGUGUGACAAAGUUCAGAAAGAUGAUAUAGAAGUGAGAUUUGUUAUGAAUGACUGGGAAGCCAAGGGGAUUUUUUCACAAGCUGAUGUUCAUCGUCAAGUAGCAAUUGUCUUCAAGACCCCCCCAUUUUACAAAGAUAUCACAGAUCCUGUGACUGUGAAGAUGCAAUUGCGGAGGCCCUCAGAUCAGGAAGUCAGUGACCCAAUGGACUUUAGAUAUUUACCAGAGGAAAAAGAUCCUUAUGGUCAUAAGGCAAAAAGACAGAGGUCGCCAAUGGCUUUACAAAAGCUUAUUCAAGAUUCUGGUCCGUAUGAGAGGUCUAAUGCUGCUCUAUUCCAGACUGCUACAAGUGAAGGAAAAUUCAUUAAGAAAGAACCAAAUAUAUAUUGCUCACAGAUUGAAACAGCCAUGCCAUUGCAGAAAACAUCUGCAAGCAUCCCUUCAUUGCAGCCAUAUUAUUCCUCUCCUUUAAACCACCUAAGUUCCAAUGGCCAUCCUGCCCCACCUUUCCAAAUGACAGAGCCUAUUAAGCAAGAUGGGGUUCUACCAUCUUGCUGGCAUUCCUCUGCUUCAUCCCUAAGUGUUUUGCUGCAACAGAGAAACUUGGGUGAUGUGUUGCAUCCUACAAUGCAGAAUGGUGGUUCUCCAUGUCUUGGACAGGAAAAGAGUCUGAACUGGGCCAAUCAGAAAGAGGGGAACAUUUACCGAGGGUUCCUUGGAACAAUGAAUGAUCAUGAGUCAACACUGUCAUCAUCAUCACCAUCAUCAUCAUCAGUGUCUCAGCAAGAUAUGCAGAAUAUCUCCAGCAUUGUUGACAGCCAGUCUGUUCAUCCAUUAAAUGCUGCAGUGCCCAAUGGCAUUGGCAUGGAGAUGGAAGACUCCAGAUGCUCAGAUGUAAACUUGGAAAAGUCAUCUUUUGCUCAAGUUUUAAAUCCAAGCAACCAUAGGAAGAAAGUCCAACCACUGCUUCCUCCUACCAUGUUAGCAGUAGCUACUUCUAGCUCAUCUUUGACCUCUAUGUCCAAUAUGUUUGAGACACCAACUUUUAAUUAUCUGGCUAGCCUUAAUGAAUCAGGAUUGCCCAACAACCGAAACACCAUAAAUAUGUCCAACUUUGAUACUUACAGCACCCAAGAUGAUGAGUUCCUGAAUUCCAUUGGAAGCAAUUUUGAUAGCAUACUUUAAACAUAAAGUUUAACUGAAGCAGAUUAUUGCUCAAGUA
Messenger RNA from Candoia aspera, 2172 nucleotides. It is a transcript of the gene REL, whose product is annotated as REL proto-oncogene, NF-kB subunit. Gene Ontology annotation, molecular function: RNA polymerase II cis-regulatory region sequence-specific DNA binding; DNA-binding transcription factor activity, RNA polymerase II-specific. NCBI's taxonomy places the organism in Eukaryota, Metazoa, Chordata, Lepidosauria, Squamata, Candoiidae. Gene Ontology annotation, cellular component: cytoplasm. Gene Ontology annotation, biological process: positive regulation of transcription by RNA polymerase II; non-canonical NF-kappaB signal transduction; innate immune response. The transcript has 10 exons. The coding region runs from base 336 to 2135 and encodes 599 amino acids. The record is from RefSeq and is a predicted model, not a curated record.